Molecule: messenger RNA, 895 nt
Organism: Neurospora hispaniola
Lineage: Eukaryota; Fungi; Ascomycota; Sordariomycetes; Sordariales; Sordariaceae
Product: mitochondrial 37S ribosomal protein MRP2
Exons: 3
Coding region: 221-562 (113 amino acids)
Biological process (GO): translation
Cellular component (GO): mitochondrial small ribosomal subunit; ribosome
Molecular function (GO): structural constituent of ribosome
Source: RefSeq, a predicted model, not a curated record
AGAAUUUGCCGUUCCGCGCGCGGCAGGGCUGGACAGCAAGCGCACAGGCCACUGACCGCCGUGGGAGCCGGGGAGAGUGACUGCGGCUAGCGGGCGACGACGCCGGAGGGAAGCAACGACUGCAGUACCUGUGAUAUCGCUUUACGCGCCUCGAUCCGCCGUUCUUGACGCCCACCUCCGACCAGCCCGCCAGUCUACCCCGGAACAUCAAACCGCCAAAAUGUCCAUGUUUCGUGCCAAGAAGCUCGACCUCGGGUGCUUCACCAACGUCCGGGUCCUUCGUGACCACUCCAAGCGCAAGGCCUUUUUGGAGGCCGAGCCUGAGAGACAAGCCCUGCGCUACGUUAUCCGCAACACCACCCUCCCUGCCCGUACCAGGGCCGUCGCCCAGCUCCAGCUCACCCAGAUGCAUGCCUACACCAGGCCGACGCAGAUCCGGAACCGCUGCAUCCUUGGUGGAAAGAGUCGAGGUAUCUUGAGGGACUUCAAGAUGACAAGAUACAAUUUCCGGAUGAAUGCCCUGAUGGGUAACAUUCCGGGUGUCAAGAAGGCCUCUUGGUAAAAGAGAGCAUGGCUACAAGGAACCCAGAGGUUUGUUGUGGUUUGGAGAUGGUGUCGGUACGCCCAGAGGCGAAUAAACUCUUUUCAAAACCCAGAUGGGCUCGGGUCAUCGUGUUGGUAAGAAAGCAUCACUGUACGCAGGGUUUUUGAGAUACCCGUAUAAGUAAGUGAUCGCACGAUGAGGAGUGCUUCAAAAGCUUUUUAGUGGGCAGAGGGAGGUUGUAUGAUGCAUCCUUUUGGACAUGGGAAUCUCUCUCCCGAUGCCCGCUGUGUAGAAUUGUUGUUACAAUAUUAUAUUCAGACACGGCAAAUGAAUGAAUGUCUUUUUCAAAGU